AUGAACGAGCUCUCUAUAUUCUUCAAAUUCAGGGCCGCAGUAUUCAAUUUCAGUCACCAACCGAAUGUAGUUCUCAUCACCUUCAUCAGCCUGGUGUUCACAACCUUGCUAUGUGUCGAGCUAUUCGUGAGGUGGGACGCGUCGGAUAGCUCCCAGAGAAAAUUAGUGUUAGUGUUAGUGCUCAUCAACUCGUGCACGUCUGUUGUCUUGCCUGCACUAUUCAUCGUCCCGUUCAAAUCGUGGCUGGAUGGUGUGCAAGUAUUCUCUCUGUUCCUAUUUCAGCUUGGAACUGCUGUCAUCUUCACACUCUGGAGUCCGACGUUUUUGUGUCCUGGCCAAGCCACCACCACUACAUGCAGACAAAUCAAUGUGUCUAUUCUCGUAGGUAGCUGGGUGACGCCUACACUGCUUCUAGUAUAUGCUGUGGGUUGGGCUGUUUUACUCUUCCGGAACUGGCGACAUGCCGGCGUGUUGACGCUGCCAGAGAAACGCCAGUCAGAGCUACCAAUGAUGUCGCCACCCCCAGACCCUGAAUCAAGGAUGGGCAGCCUUUCUAUUCCGUCGGGCAUUUUUGACGGUGCAGCACCUCCCUUGCCUCCCCAAUCCUCAACGGGGCUGUUUACCAGCAAUAGCCCGAAACACAAGUCUUCUUCAGAGGAAGAUCGCUCUACUACUCGCUCCUCCGCCAGGCUGUCAAAGCCUAUACCAAAAUGGUUCUACUAG
This is a messenger RNA of Fibroporia radiculosa, 723 nucleotides long. RefSeq lists its product as uncharacterized. The coding region runs from base 1 to 723 and encodes 240 amino acids. Lineage: Eukaryota; Fungi; Basidiomycota; Agaricomycetes; Polyporales; Fibroporiaceae. The record is from RefSeq and is a predicted model, not a curated record. The transcript has 7 exons.